Messenger RNA from Cercospora beticola, 1309 nucleotides. RefSeq lists its product as uncharacterized. The record is from RefSeq and is a predicted model, not a curated record. Lineage: Eukaryota; Fungi; Ascomycota; Dothideomycetes; Mycosphaerellales; Mycosphaerellaceae.
GAUCAAUCCAUCUACCACGAACGCGCUCAAUGCUGUCACGGUGCUGUGUUCGUAACUGCAGACCGAGGCAACCAUGGCCAUCCCGACCGUCAAGUCGCCCGCUGGAAACACCGAGCCCAAGUCGUUGCAUGUGGCCGAUAGCAACGUCCAGCCCUUUCUCCAGCCCGACUUUGACCCAGUCGACUACCUGAAUAGCACACUCCCGCCCCUCUCGCUGUCUUCCACGGCACAACGAGCCGGUAGAGCAGUCGCGUUGCCCGAACUCUCCUCGCAGCUCCAGACACUCCUGGCACAAUGGAACGCACAGACGACGCGUCUGUCGAACACCUUGACCCAGCUCACCGAUGAGAUCAUUCGGAGUGGCAGCAGGUUGGCUUAUGAAGUGGAAGUGUUGCGGGGAGAGACACUCGGGUUGACCGAUACCUUCGAGACUGGAUUGAAGAAAGAACUUGAACUUUUCGUGCCGGGCAAGUCGGCAGAAGAUGAGCAGAUCACUCCACUUGGAGCAAACGAGCAGGAGACGGGCAACAUAGAAGCACGAAAGGAUGCAGGAGAGGCCCCAGACAAGUCUAUAGAACCCGAAUUUCUCGAGAAGUUACGUCAGUUGACCACUGUCCGCGAGCGCCUCGAUGCCGUCGUCAAGACCUUUGGUUCAGCUAUGCAAUGGCCAUUGGCGCCUUCAGAAACCUCUUUGACCUCGUCCUUGAUAUCAGUCUCGGGCCCAGAGAGCAGCGAUGAUACCAGAACACGCGAAGAGAAGGGCAAAGAGUAUGCCGAGAAGCUACGAAACGAAAUCAACGACUUGCUGGCAAUCGGAGCGGAGGGUCUCGAUGCGGCUAAUGCGCGAGUCGAGGAAAUGCGAGGGCUUGCCGAGAUAUUCAAGGGCACGGCUGAAGAGAAGGCCCGACUUCACUUUGUCGAGUCCUUGCAGAAGACUGUGGAUGACAAGCGGAAGGCGCUGGGUAGAACAACUGCAACGAACAACAAGACUGUUCCCGCGACUGCACGAGGUUACGACCUUCGAUAUGGCCAAGCGCCAAGCGAAGGUGGAUCUGGAUAUGGCUUCUUACAGAAUUUGAGAAAUCUGAAGAACGAGGUGUACAUGGACUGAGCGACAGAUUACGCCCUGCAUUUUUACAGCUUUCGGUAGCUGCUCCGUGUUCAGACGGAGAACAGUACAAAAUUGAACAUCCGCAGUCAGGGCACAGAGAGCAACAUAAAUCGAGCGGCGAAACACUUGCAUUUCGAACAGAGAGGAGAGAACCUACAUAUGUGCCCGGCCGGCAAGCACCUACAACUUCGCCUCGUC